GUCAAAACGUCCGUCAUUGGGUUGAAUGACAGUCUUGUCGUCACUCGAUCACUGGAGCCUGAUGGACUUGUCCAAAGGACUCCAUGAUCGAGCAAACCUCGUUCCUACCCUUUGCGUCGCUUCCCUAUAAGGAUGUGUUAUUCCCUCGAGCUGUUCGCUCCAUCAAUGCCAAUGGCAUCCUCGCCAUACGGAGAAAUGGUACAAGAUUGAUAACCCCUACACCUGAACACCUAGCAGAAUGUCCUCUGAAACAGAUGUCCCCGUCAUAAUCAUUGGCGGCGGCAUUGUAGGCCUCUCUGCCUCCAAUUUUCUCGCUCACCACGGCAUACAUUCCAUGGUGGUUGAGCGUCAUAAAGGGGCAUCGAUCCAUCCGCGUGCGCGAAGUGUCAAUGCACGAACUAUGGAGCUCUACCGUCGGCUUGGAAUCGAGGGACUUGUCCAUGAAGCUGGUGCGUCAUUGUCACCGAGCAAGGGUAUCUAUAGUGGUGCUUCCCUCAGGGAGGUCAUUGAACCCAAACCACGCUCCGGAGUUAUCAGAAAUUUCCCGUUGGGUGGGAUCCUUGCACCACUGAGCCCGGUCACCGGGACAUUUGUCACUCAAGAUAUGAUCGAACCAGUUCUCUUGGAUGUUGCAAAGGAGCGGGGAGUGGAUGUAAGGUUCAAUACGGAAUGUAUCGGUCUUGAGCAAGAUGACAAUAGCGUUACCGCCGUCUUGAAGGAUCGGAAUACCGGGGUCAAUUCGACCGUUCGAGGACGCUAUCUCAUCGCUGCUGACGGUGCAGAGAGCCCAAUCCGCACACGACUCAAGGUUCCAACGACCGGGCAGGGAACUAUGGGCCAUCUGCUCAAUAUCCUCUUCCACGCCGACCUCAAAUCGCUUGUCCAAGAACGCGAGUUUUCUCUCUGUAAGGUUGAACGCCCCGAAGUCAGCGGCCUCUUCACAUCAAUCAACAACAGCGACCGCUGGGUCUUCCAUCUUUUAUAUGAUCCAUCGAAGGGCGAGCAACCUUCAGACUUCCCACCCGAAAAAUGCAAAGAGCUGUUACGCUUGGCGCUGGGUAUCCCGGAUAUUGAGAUAGAAAUCAAGAGUAUCCUCCCAUGGAAGCCGUCAGUGCGGAUUGCAGAGCAACUGCAACACGGUCGUAUCUUCCUUGCGGGGGACGCAGCACACCAGAUGCCGCCGUGGGGAGGCCAGGGUGCAAACUCGGGCAUCGCAGACGUCCACAACCUCGCCUGGAAGCUCUCUGCAGUCCUCCAAGGACAUGCCAACAAUUCCUUGCUCGAGACAUACGAUGUGGAGCGGAUUCCUGUCGGAAGGGCAGCUGCAGAAUAUUCUGCAAGCAUGGCUGAUGAGAAAGGAAUUAUAUCAACAAAAGGGCCAUUUACGAUACUGCUAGUCGUGUUCAAGGGGUGUCGUUUGCUUUCCGGCCACGGAGCUUAUUACGCAAGUCAUGCCAUCUGCGCAGAGGAUACCUCUCCCUUGGGAGGAUUGACCUGGAGGCCGUGGACCUUGCCGAGCCUGCUGCUUUCAAUCGAUGGGCGACCUGGAAGUCGGAUUCCUCACAUAUGGGUUGAGCACCGGGGGAAACGUGUUUCGACCCUCGACUUGUGUGGCAAGACCUUCGUGUUAUUUGCCGGGGCAGGCGGCAGGCCAUGGGUGGAAGCAGCAAAGAAAGUGUCUUUAGCCAUGGACGUCGACAUUGCCGCAUAUUGUGCCGGCCCUGCAGACGAUCUGGUCAGUCAAAAGGGCAGAUUCGAAUCUGUUGCAGGCAUCUCGUCUGGAGGCGCGAUACUUGUGCGGCCAGAUGACUUUGUGGCGUGGCGCCAGAGGAGACCCGUUUCUGAUCCUCAGGCCGAGCUCACAAAGGCCAUGAGACAAGCGCUGUGUCUAUCGUGAUCUGGAGUAGAGUCUCGACACAGAAGGCUCUGAUGGUGGCCAGCUUGGGAGAACCCUCGGCUCAUACAAAGCCGUCUCUCUGUAGUAGAUAGCAUUGCAAAUGUCCAUA
Cladophialophora immunda is the source of this 2006-nucleotide messenger RNA. RefSeq lists its product as uncharacterized. Gene Ontology annotation, molecular function: FAD binding. The record is from RefSeq and is a predicted model, not a curated record. NCBI's taxonomy places the organism in Eukaryota, Fungi, Ascomycota, Eurotiomycetes, Chaetothyriales, Herpotrichiellaceae. The transcript has a single exon. Bases 239 to 1897 code for a protein of 552 amino acids.